AUGUCGAUGAUGCCCUCGCUGAGGUCCUCCGUGAUUACUGGGUCUUUGGCCAAGGUGACCAUGCGCAGGGGCCGCUGGAGGAGUCCCGCAGGAACGCAGUUCCCGGCGGGGUUGAGACAGCUGAUUUUCCGCUUUGUAGAUCGCAUCCAAGGCUCAAGUUCCGACCUACGAGUUGUCAGCCGUCAGUACUGGUGCCUAAGUGCUUCGAAGUUGACGCUCAUGUCUUCGGCCCCAGGCGAUGGCACGGAAGGUUGUGUGCUCGCAAACAGACUGAGCACUGACGAAGGCGUAUCAGUACUUUCCGUGGGACGGGGCGGGGUAGAGGACAACUGGAUCUCUCAAAUUCCUCUAUUUGCCCAGAUUUUAAGGUCGCCACGGAUCGUUCGCUUACACGUGCAUGGAACCGUCCCGCAAGAGCGUGCGGAUGAACGCGUUAUCGAGCUCACAGACGGCAAAUCUCUGGGCGGGGCAUCCAAGAUUAACGCAAUGUUGUAUACGCGAGGACUACCGGCCGAAUUCAAUUCACGGAGUGCCGCAAGCUGCGAAGACCGCUUACGUGCAGAUGAUUCCCACGGAACAUCGGGUAUCAUCAUGGAGGCUGUUAAAAGCCUUGAUAUCCCGUACAUCGAUGAUUUGAACUCGCCUUCACAUCCGUCGCAUGGAUGCGCCAAAAUGCACUACACCAUUGACGGGUCGAGAAGACAUAGCUCGACCCUCAGUGCAUUCCUGCCACAGAAACUCGUCAACGAGCGGCGAAAUCUGCAAUUUGGUAUUGGUCCAGCGGAGCAUCUCAAAAACCAUGCAAAGGCGGUGAUCAAGGACAAUGCGGCUGUCCGUGCCCAUAUGCAAGAUCAUAUGUUCAUCCUUCUCUACAUGUUCUACGGGAUAGGCUUACUGCUCGCUCCUGUCCUUGAAAUGUCUAUCUUCGUUCAAUCUCGCUUAUUCGACUCCGACUUCCGCAUUAUUACGCACGACCUGGUGUCAUCCAAGUCGAAGGGAGACGGUGGCCUAGUAUUCCUUGCUAUAGCGCUCCGACCAACUUCAUUGGGCACCGUCCGCCUUGCUUCCAGCCAUCCUCUCGACGACCCAAUCAUCGACCCGCAAUACUUGUCAACUGAGCAUGAUAGGGUCAUAAAGCGUAAGACUGUGCGACUCGCAUUGUGGCUGGGAAAACAGGUUGCGGCCCAAGGGUAUCCUAUCAUCAGCUUCGAGGUGCCUGCCAGCGAGAAAGACGAAGACGUUGAUGCAUUCGUCAGGAAAUGGUGUCAUACAUCUUUUCAUUACACAUCUACCUGCAGGAUGGCGCCGGAAAGCGAGAACGGGAUAGAUGGGGUGGUGAAUGACCGUUUGCGGGUACACGGAGUCCGGGGCCUGCGUAUUGCAGACUCAAGCAUAUUUCCUCACAUUCUCAGUGCUCAUACCGCAGCUGCAACUGUAGCUGUCGCCGAGAAAUGUGCGGACAUGAUCAAGGAGGAUCGGGGCUCAAAGGAGGCGCAGUCUGUCUCGCAAUUUGUUUACUAG
Molecule: messenger RNA, 1521 nt
Organism: Laetiporus sulphureus 93-53
Lineage: Eukaryota; Fungi; Basidiomycota; Agaricomycetes; Polyporales; Laetiporaceae
Product: GMC oxidoreductase
Exons: 10
Coding region: 1-1521 (506 amino acids)
Molecular function (GO): flavin adenine dinucleotide binding; oxidoreductase activity, acting on CH-OH group of donors
Source: RefSeq, a predicted model, not a curated record